UAUUGGGCCGAGUCAGUUUCGUGAUCGCGUGUGCGUUUCCGUUCCGAAUGGUUUUGAUCACGCGGUUUCUGCACCUCCAUGUUUUCGCGGAAGAUGGAAGAUAUUUUCGUUGCUACGAACGAGUAGACGAGACGCAACCGCGCGUCGCUUUCGCCGCCUGAUUUUGAACCUCUGGCCGACCAUUUCACCACGCUAGGUAUGAGCUUCAUUCGAGUGAAUGCUUAUUUGUGUGUGAAUCUGUUCGUUGGUGGGAGGAAUGGCGACCCUGGGAAUAGGCGGCAGCAAAUCGGCCUUGUCGGCUGCAAAAUGGCCGGUUAGACUCCGCUACAACGCGUUGAGACGGUGUUUUUGGGUGCUGAAGUCGUCUGUUUUGAUUCCUUCGAGGAUUUAUGGCCGUCUGUUCAAGGCUCAAGUCCGAGCUUCUUCGUCCCGUUCGUCCCCCGUCGUUGAAGCUGAAACAGAUCCUGUUAUUGAUGAGGAGAAGUUGAACAUUCGGAAGAAUAUUUUUGCUUGUCCGAUUUGCUAUGAGCGAGUGAUUUGGAAUGGUGAUCCUGACCUAUCUUUGCGGUCUCUAUCUCGGUCUACCUUGCCAUGUAGCAAUUGCAGGAAGUCAUACACUGGAAAAGAUGUAUAUCUUGAUCUAACAGUAACUGGCGGUGGCAAGGUGUAUGGUGAACCCAUUGCUGCAUCUACUGAGCUUUUCAGGUUGCCUUUGGUAUCAUUUCUCUACGAAAGAGGCUGGCGACAGAGUUUUUCAGUCUGGGGUGGUUUUCCCGGUCCAGAGAAGGAGUUUGAAUUGAUUAAAGAUUACCUCAAACCAGUGUUAGGCGGAAAUAUUAUCGAUGCAAGUUGUGGGAGUGGUAUGUUCUCGAGACUCUUUGCGAAAAGCGGACUAUUCUCCCUUGUGGUUGCCUUGGACUUCUCCGAAACCAUGUUGCAGCAAUGUUACGAUUUCGUUAAGCAGGAAGAUAACUUUCCUGAAGAAAACUUAAUCCUGGUGAGAGCUGACAUCUCCCGCCUCCCGUUUGCUUCAAGUUCCAUAGAUGCCGUACAUGCCGGUGCCGCUUUACACUGUUGGCCUUCACCAUCAGCAGCUGUUGCAGAAAUAAGUCGGGUGCUAAAACCGGGAGGAAUCUUUGUUGCUACAACCUAUAUUUUAGACGGCCUACUUUCAUUCCUCCCUCUACGUCGACCACUACGCCAGAAUGUUGCGCAAAUCUCGGGCAGUCAUGUGUUUAUAUCCGAGGCAGAACUGGAGGAUCUGUGCACAGCUUGCGGGCUUGUAAACUUUACGUGCACCCGGAACAGAAGGUUUGUCAUGAUCUCCGCCAUGAAACCUGUAUAAUCUUUCUGGUACGCCUCUGCUCUCCCCAUUUCCCUUUAAUCUAUAUGGUCUUAUGUGUAAUCAAAAUACUUAAAUUGAAUUUGAAUAUAAAGAACAAGGGGAGGGAGAAUUAUUCAAAUUGUUUCUCA
Molecule: messenger RNA, 1473 nt
Organism: Andrographis paniculata
Lineage: Eukaryota; Viridiplantae; Streptophyta; Magnoliopsida; Lamiales; Acanthaceae
Exons: 8
Coding region: 257-1345 (362 amino acids)
Molecular function (GO): S-adenosylmethionine-dependent methyltransferase activity
Source: RefSeq, a predicted model, not a curated record